Nilaparvata lugens (brown planthopper) is the source of this 1145-nucleotide messenger RNA. RefSeq lists its product as uncharacterized. Bases 54 to 539 code for a protein of 161 amino acids. NCBI's taxonomy places the organism in Eukaryota, Metazoa, Arthropoda, Insecta, Hemiptera, Delphacidae. The transcript is spliced from 2 exons. The record is from RefSeq and is a predicted model, not a curated record.
AAAUAAAAAAAAAAAUUAAAAAAAAAAUUAGAAACACAUAAAAUCGGGAAUAAAUGGGAAAAAAGGGAAAAAAAUUCCCUCCGGAUCCUGAACUGGAGUAUAAAAGGAGUUGUUCUGCAAGGAGUGGGACAUUGUGUCUUGUGCAGUCGUACCGUCAGUACGUGUGUGUAUCACCAGUACGUGUGUGUGUGAUUUCGGUGUAUUGGUUUUGGAUUACUUUCAUCUUUAUCAAUAUCAAGAAUGAGCAAACUCUAAACUACACCAUCUUCAGUAUCAUCAAUCUUCCAGACAUCAUCAACCAAGCGUGCAUGACCCUACUGGAUGAGGAGUCGAAAUUCGAAGGAAAUUCCAGCGGAUGGAGUUUGCUUAUCAUCAAUGGAUUGCUCAUCAGAAGUAGACCUCAAUCCAUAACACCAGUCAUCCAACCACAACCAGUCAUCCAACCGCCACCAGUCACCCCACUAUCGCUGCCAGUCAGCCCACCACCGCCACCAAUCAUCCCACCAGCUGAGGCCAAGACGGUUUCAAUUUGGCAGUAGCCCUCAUCACACCAAUCAGUUAAUAUCGAAUGUAUUACCAUUUGUAAUAUGAUAAUAAAGAAAUAAACCCUCAUUGGCUGAUCCACUGUCUAAAACUAACUCUCAUGUAUGAAAUAAACCUCAUUUUACGUGUUAACCAUUGAUUGAGAGUUUCAUUAAUUCAAUGUUCAACACCUCAUCCCAUAGAUAAUAAUAAUAGUAGCUCAGAAUCUUACACAUCAAUAUAGAUGUUUCCUCUAGGUCAAGACUGAAAUAGCAUAUAGUUGAAGCUAGUUAAUAGAUAUCCAUUAUGGUGUAGUGGUUAGCGGCGUCGCUUUCCAUGCUGUAGGUCCUGGGUUCAAACCUUCAGGGGUAUAGAUUGAUGUAGGGUCCCAAUUGAAAAGGUAAGUAUACAGGGUUGUAUACCAUUACACCAUAAUGGAUAUCUUUUGAUAUUUUGCAUCUUGGUCAACCUAUUGCAACAUGUCAAUAGAUAUCUUCAUUGAAAGCAUAACAACCUAAUUUCUUAUCUAUAUGAGGAAGUAGGAUAAUCAAUAAUAACAAAUGGCUCAUUACACAUAGUAUUUAUUGACAAACAUAUAAUUAAUCUUCAGUAUUGAACAGAAU